CGUGUUACGUUGCGUAGCACGGUAGUGAACAUACGAUACUCCUCAUCGUUCCUAUUGGAUUUCGAUCAUUUACAGUUCGGCAAGUAACGCGAUCGGUCGUCUCGCUGUUGUUUACUCGCGACGGACAAACAAAAAAUCGUCUCGAGGAAAGCGCACACUACCAGCGUGUUGGAAAACUUUCACCUUUGAAGAAUUGCUAAACUGUUGCGUGUUACCAACAACAUUCGCCAAUUUGCCGGAAUAUCGUUGCGUUUGAUCGUCAACGGUAGUGGCCAUGGAAAGCAUGUUCUGAAAAGAAGCAACAGUGUUACGCGACAUACGAUCGGUGUGGAAAGGGCAAUGAUCUUCGCCAGUGUUUGUGUUGUGUGACCAACCCGAUUUUGUUUUGCCGAAACGCAUGAUUUGAUUUCGUUUGCUAGAAGGCGAAAUCAAGGCUCUAACCAAUCGUCCUAAUAAAAGUGAUAAGAGAAAGUCUUCGUCUACAUGGUGUUCGUUUGUAAUAAUGGUUAAAAGUGCCGUGAAACAAGUGCGUGUUUGAAUUGAUAUUCAUUGGCGAAGGGAGAGAGGAAAACGAAGAAGAAAAUCAGAUUUACGUGACCCACUUCGCUGGUCGGUCGCUUUGGGUGUGUGUGUGUGUGUGUGCGGGUGUGCGCGCUCAAUCGUGGAAUCUCGGAUGUUUGUUUACGUUUGGAAUCAUUGAUUUCCAUUUCGGAGUUGAAUAUUGAACGGAACUCGCCAUCAAUCGGAUUGACCAUGGAAUCACUAAAAAGUGGUGAUGCCAAAACGAAGGAGGUCACAACGGCCGGCACCGCAGCGGCUGCUCCAACCGUGAUGACCGAAGCAACGAGGAAAAAUAUAGAUUUCAUCGCGAAGAAUUUGUUGGCAGGCGGCAUCGCUGGAAUGUGCUCCAAAACGGCAGUGGCUCCGUUGGAUCGGAUAAAGAUUCUGCUGCAGGCCCAUUCGAUCCACUACAAACAUCUGGGGGUAUUUAGUGGACUGAAACACAUCGUGAAGAAGGAAUCCUUCUUCGCUCUGUACAAAGGAAAUGGCGCCCAAAUGGUGCGGAUAUUUCCGUACGCCGCCACACAGUUUACCGCUUUCGAGAUUUACAAAAAGUAUCUAGGGAAAAUAUUAGGCACCAAUCUGCCUAUCAAGCACUCGGAUAAGUUUGUGGCUGGCGCGGGAGCAGGAGUCACGGCCGUUACCCUAACCUAUCCCCUAGACACCAUCCGAGCCCGGCUAGCGUUUCAGGUUACCGGAGAGCACCGGUACAAUGGAAUUGUGCACACGGCAGUUUCCAUAUUCAAGACUGAAGGUGGCAUCCGGGCACUGUACCGGGGCUUCGUACCCACCCUGAUGGGUAUGGUUCCAUACGCCGGGUUUUCGUUCUACUGUUUCGAGAUGUUAAAGUUCGUCUGUAUGAAGUAUACACCCGCGUGGACGUGUGACAAAUGCGAAAGGAAUACCGGUGGUCUUGUACUGUCGGUACCAGCGAAGCUGCUGUGCGGUGGGUUUGCCGGUGCGGUGGCCCAAUCCUUCUCCUAUCCACUGGAUGUGACCCGACGGAGAAUGCAGCUGGCGAUGAUGAACCCUGAGACGGCCAAGUUUGGCAUGGGUAUGUUCAGCACCCUGGCGAUCAUCUACCGAGAGAAUGGCAUCAUAAAGGGCCUCUACCGGGGCAUGUCCAUCAACUAUCUCCGAGCGAUUCCAAUGGUGGCGGUAUCCUUCAGUACGUACGAAGUGAUGAAGCAGACACUCAAUCUGGACACGGGCAUGAAAGUCUAAGACAAUAUGCGUAAAAACACGACAAAACCAUGGCCUUCAACUGCAGGAACAACGCCUACGGGUGUGUUAGGGACACUAGGGAAUGCAAUGAGUGCGUGGGUGCGUGAGUGAAUGCGGCAUAGCGAUAGGUUAGCGGAAGCCUAACACCCAGACAACGUUCUAUCUCACACGCGCUCGAACCUUACCGGGACAACUACUGCUGAAAGAGCACUUUACUAUGCAUUUACGAACACAGCUGACAAGUUUUUUUUGUUUUAUUUCGUUUGAAUCCCUUCCCAACGUUUUGAUCCUAAUGACACUCGUAUUUAUUUUAUCCUUCUCUUACCACUUGACUAGCUCAAUUUAGGGGACUAUUUUUCACUCUCUUUCUUACAUAGUUAGGAUUAGGCAAAAUAUGGUGUAGGCACAAUUUGGUAGUAGAUUCGUACUUAAAGUUAGCCAGUUUUAACUUUCUAGAUAAAAAAUGAGAAUGUAGUUGCUGUGCAGAACGAAAUUCAGUUCUUCAGUCUUUAUCGGGCCAGAGCGAUAAAGUUUCAACCUAGAAGAUACAAACAAGGAAAUAUUACUCAUUCAAAUACGAUCAGAUGUAAAUACUCGACCAAGUUCAAUAAAAACGGCUUCCAUUAUUAUUGUUUGUUA
This is a messenger RNA of Toxorhynchites rutilus septentrionalis, 2424 nucleotides long. Its product is annotated as solute carrier family 25 member 16-like. The coding region runs from base 754 to 1785 and encodes 343 amino acids. NCBI's taxonomy places the organism in Eukaryota, Metazoa, Arthropoda, Insecta, Diptera, Culicidae. Gene Ontology annotation, biological process: transmembrane transport. Gene Ontology annotation, cellular component: mitochondrial inner membrane. The transcript has 6 exons. The record is from RefSeq and is a predicted model, not a curated record.